AUGGGUAUCGAUAUAAAUCAUAAAUAUGAUCGCAAAGUUCGGCGUAAAGCGCCAAAGAGUGAGGAUCCAUACAUUCGAGUUUUAGUUAAGUUAUAUAAAUAUCUGGCUCGUCGAACUGGUGAAAAAUUCAACAGAAUUAUUAAUAAAAGAUUAAUGAUGGCGCGUCGCCAUCGUCCACCUAUGUCACUUGCUCGUUUGAUACGUUACAUGAAAAGAGGUGAUAAUAUAAAGAAAAUAGCGGUGGUAGUUGGGACGAUUACAGAUGAUAAUCGCAUUUUCGAAAUACCCAAACUUACGGUUGCUGCAUUGCAUGUGACUAAAGGAGCACGUGCUCGAAUAAUUAAAGCAGGUGGUGAGAUAAUUACGCUGGAUCAACUCGCUUUGCGCGCACCACGUGGAGAAAAUACUUUCUUAUUGCAAGGACCACGGAAACAUCGAUUAGCUGAAAGGCAUUUCGGUCCAGCACCAGGUGUACCGCACAGUCAUACUAAACCACUUGUUCGUUCUAAGGGACGCAAAUUUGAACGCGCUCGCGGACGUAGAAAGUCGCGUGGCUACAAAAAUUGA
This is a messenger RNA of Acanthocheilonema viteae, 567 nucleotides long. NCBI's taxonomy places the organism in Eukaryota, Metazoa, Nematoda, Chromadorea, Rhabditida, Onchocercidae. The record is from the annotation of a GenBank genome assembly.